Aspergillus homomorphus CBS 101889 is the source of this 670-nucleotide messenger RNA. Its product is annotated as glutaredoxin. Gene Ontology annotation, cellular component: cytoplasm; nucleus. Lineage: Eukaryota; Fungi; Ascomycota; Eurotiomycetes; Eurotiales; Aspergillaceae. The coding region runs from base 255 to 566 and encodes 103 amino acids. The transcript has 3 exons. Gene Ontology annotation, molecular function: glutathione disulfide oxidoreductase activity. The record is from RefSeq and is a predicted model, not a curated record. Gene Ontology annotation, biological process: cellular response to oxidative stress.
CUUUUCCUCUCCUUCACUGACUGUCUGUCCGACCUUCCUUCCUUCAAACUACUACUUGUACUGUACACCCAUACAGAUAAAUACCCCUCACCAACUCCACCACCUCCACCACUCUUCCUCCUCCAUCUCCAUAUUCAUAAACCUCCUCUCGACCCGUCCGCCCUCGUGCAACCGGUCGAAACCCCACUCUGCCCACCAUAGCUUCGAUCUUCCAACGACUCUUCGGCUCCUUCGCCGCGCCCUCCCCCGCCGCCAUGGCCAACGCAAAGACCACCGCCCAGAACCUGAUCAACGAGAAUGGCGUUGUCGUUUUCUCGAAAUCCUACUGCCCCUACUGCGUCGCCAGCAAGCGUUUCCUCGAGAAGCUCGGCGCAGAGUUCAAGGUCCUUGAGCUUGAUCAGACUCCCGACGGCCAGGCUAUCCAGGAUGCGCUCCAGGAGAUCACCUCGCAGCGCACCGUGCCCAACAUCUUCAUUGGGCAGAAGCACAUUGGCGGGAACUCUGAUCUGCAGAGCCAGAAUCCUGCGCAGCUGAAGAAGAUGUUGACUGAUGCUGGGGCUUUGUAGGCUUAGUUAGAUCUUUUGAUUUGGGUUGUGUUUGGGAGGGAUUAGAGGGAUGAUAGAUACAACGUGGAUUUUGAAUGAAUGUAUUGCGGGUUUCUCUUGAGGUU